Ziziphus jujuba (common jujube) is the source of this 1372-nucleotide messenger RNA. Its product is annotated as sugar transporter ERD6-like 5. The coding region runs from base 728 to 1123 and encodes 131 amino acids. The record is from RefSeq and is a predicted model, not a curated record. Gene Ontology annotation, biological process: transmembrane transport. The transcript has 5 exons. Gene Ontology annotation, cellular component: membrane. Lineage: Eukaryota; Viridiplantae; Streptophyta; Magnoliopsida; Rosales; Rhamnaceae. Gene Ontology annotation, molecular function: transmembrane transporter activity.
AGCAUUUCUAUAUCACACCCAAAUCCCUCUCUCUCCUUUUUUUUUAUUUAUUUUUCACACUCCACAGUCUUUCACUUUCGACUUCCAUUUUCAGAGACCUGGUUUGCAAAGAAAAAGAUGGGUAGAGAAAGCAUAGAAAAAGGAGGAGGGUUAUUAAAUGAUCCUCUGCUGCCUGUUAAACGUAGUGAUGGGUCUUCUGGUGCUGUGGAAUGUAGUAUCAGCAGCAGAGACAGUGCUGGUACAAAUGAAAAUCGAUCUUCUUUUUCAUCAGCUACAACUAUGGUUGUCGUCACCUCCUUGGUUGCUGUGUGUGGAUCCUAUGUUUUUGGUCUGUAAGUAUUUUUCUGUUUUUGUUUUAUUACUUUUUAAUUCUAGUUUUCUUUUUUUUCUGAUUGCCGUAUGUAUGUUGCAAAUUUGCAAUUAGUUGGUCGGUGGAUUUUCUCCUAAAUAUGAUGUAAUUAUAUAUGUUCCUAUGAAAAAGGCAUUUAGAAACUGUUCUGAUUCUUUAAGAUAGUUCUAGCAGUAGGAUUGACCCACUAUUGGAUAUCGAAGGACCAGUUUAUGAUAUUGAUUUGCAGAUUCGAUAUUCCUCACCGGCUCAAUCUGGAAUUAGUGCUGACCUGGGCCUCACUGUGGCUGGGUAUUCGCUCUUUGGUUCAAUAUUGACAAUUGGAGCAAUGAUAGGUGCUAUAGCGAGUGGGAAAAUAGCAGAUUACCUAGGAAGAAGAUGUACAAUGGGCAUUUCCGAGAUAAUCUGUAUUUGAGGAUGGCUUGCCAUAGUUUUCUCAAAGGUUUCUUGGUGGCUGAACCUUGGAAGACUUCUGGUAGGAUGUGGGAUGGGGCUUCCUAUGUAGUAAGUUAUCCGAAUAUAUCCAUUUACUUCCAGCUUUUAGUGAUGUGCCAGAUGGAAAUAUUUGUGUUCCAAUUGCCAAUUAUGUAUCUAAACAUAGCAGAAAUAACACCCAAGAAUCUUCGAGGAGGAUUUACAGCAGCUCAUCAGGAUGUAUAUAUUGGUUGGAGAGCAACUAACACCUGCCUAUAUUGGUUGGAAAGAAUUUGGAAGAGAAUCCGACAAAGGCCUCAUUUGAGCCCAAUUUGUUGGGCUUGGACCGGACUGGGCUGAAAGAAUUGUUGAAAUAAAGAGAAUGGAAUGCGUGGUGGGCAGGGGUUUUAUUGAAAACUAACCACUUUACAAAUCACUUUUCGAAAAAUAGCAAAUUUUUUUUUUUUUUUAAAUUUUAGCCAACUUUUUGGUAUAUCAGGAUCAAAAUACCCUUUGCAUUUUUUUUUUUGGGGUCUUUUUUUUCUACCGAAAUGCAACUUUUUUUUAUUUUGUUGUUUUUUGUUUUUUUUUUCCUUCUUUCCCUUUUCC